This is a messenger RNA of Phasianus colchicus (ring-necked pheasant), 2248 nucleotides long. The record is from RefSeq and is a predicted model, not a curated record. NCBI's taxonomy places the organism in Eukaryota, Metazoa, Chordata, Aves, Galliformes, Phasianidae.
GGAGCCCGGGUAACCGUGGCGAUGUCCGAGCUGCCGCCGCCUUACGUUUAAUGCCUGCCGUCUACCCCCGGCGCACCCGAACGCGGUCGCGCUGCGGGCUGCCGGGCUCAGCUGCUGCUCUCAUUGCCGGGCUCUUGCGAGGGGAGAGGAGAAACAGAAAGCUUGAGAUAGAGAAACAGGAAAGUUUCAGCUUGAGAUAAGGGAAAGACGAGGUGCACUGACGUGGCCGGUCUGGGUUUGGAAACCUGUUCUUUGAGGAAGAAAACCAAGAGGCGCUGCUGCCCGGAGGCUGCACGAAGUGGGGGAAAAUCUCAUCACCAACUUAACGGCCUCACCGAAUAACGUUCCUCAAGUGAAAAGUCCCGCAGACGCUGAGUGCCAAAGCAAUACGAGAGGUUUUGUAGCCUGGAUCACGAGGCGGGUCGUUACCUCCUCUUUCUCCUGAUUGCAGGCUUCUUUCGGGGAGAGCCGGCAGUGCAGGACGCGCUGUGCUCUGGGGCGGCACUGAGAGCUGAAACCUUUCUUUGAGCUGCUCUGAGGGGACGGACGGCAGCAAAGCGCUGCGUGGGGCUGGGCUGCAGUUACUGCGGGAAGAGCCGCUCUUGUAAUCCUGCAGCUCUUUCGUUCUUGUGUGUGUUCGCUUGUUUUAUUAACGAACCGCCGCUUUGAUAAAUGUUAGAGUCCAGUACUUGCCACCAGUCUUUCCUUUUGAAGCAUUUGGAAGCAGCAAUUGAGAGUGGGCUUUAAGAAGACAGAACUUGGCUGUUUCUGCCUCUGCCAUCAGCUCUUUUGUGCCUGUUUAUUUCAGUCAUAUACAAUGUCUGCUCCUAGUGGCUUUCCUGCCCCGUCUGCACCUCCUUCAUAUGAGGAGACAGUAGGAAUCAAUGUGAACUAUCCUCAUCCCUACCCUGUCCCAGAACCUGGCCUCAGACCAGGUGGGAAGGGAAUGAACCCUCCCCAGAACACAGCACAGCCCAUGCCAACAAGCAGCCCUGUUACAGUUCAGACGGUGUAUGUGCACCAGCCGGUGGUGGUGUUCUACGACCGCCCAGUUCAGAUGAGUUGCCCUUCCUGUAGCCAGAUGAUCGUGACGCGUCUCUGCUACGAGCCAGGAGCGCUGACCUGGCUGUCAUGUGGUGGCCUCUGCCUGCUGGGGUGCAUAGCUGGCUGUUGCUUAAUUCCCUUUUGCAUUGACGCUCUGAAAGAUGUGGAACACUUCUGUCCAAAUUGCAAUGCCCACGUUGGUUCUUACAAGCGUCUGUAGGCAGUGUGUGAGCACUAAGAGUUGAUCAGCACCUCUCGAAGCCCUUACUGAAGCUUCAUAAUUUUUUUUCUGUCAUGUCACUGGAAACCAAUAAAAAUUAAUGUUUGUUGCCAGAUUGUUUGAAUAAGAAUUUGCUAAGAAUUAAUGAUUCUGACUCAGGUCUUUCUAGGGCUCGAUGGACUGCUCAGUCCUGCACCAGGUGGUGGCUGCUAAUUGUUUGCCCCUUUCUGCCUUAUGCAAAACAGGUUGGUGAUGUUGGUGCAGUUAAUCUUAACUCAGUUGUGUUGCACACUGUGUGCUUGAUUUACAGUCUUGGCACAGACCACAAGGAGAAUGUCUGCAGAGGACUGCAUAGCCUCGUGCUUGAUGUUGAUGCUAGUGCAACAGCAAAGUUCACAAACUGGCAUGUUUCUUGCCUCUCACGUAGGUGCCCCUCUGAAGAAGGAAGUAGUUUGGUCCCCACUGUUAUCAGUUGGUUACUUUUUUAUGAGCACUAAAAUUAACUUCAGAACUUUCUGUGAAAGACAACCAAACUUAGAGGCUUCUUCCUUCUUGGAAGCUGCAUUACCAAAUGGACAACUCAGGUUAUUGUGCAUCACUGGUGAUUGAAUGUAGUACCUGAAUUUCCUUGCUAAUUUUCAGCCUACUUGUAUCUUUUAUUGCAGUAAAGUUGCCUACUCAGAAAUUUUUAAUAGAUAUUUCUUCAUUUUUUUCUUUUUUUUUCUGCUGAUUUAUUAGACUAAUUUUCCAAAUAAAAGGUAACUUCUGUUCUCAGAAACCUAAGCUGUAUGUGAUGGUGAACACAAAAAUUAAAGUGACACUCUGAAGGUUGAAGAAUUUAAAAAAAUGGUAGACAUGGUCUGAAUAUCCUCUGAGUUCAUUUGGGUGACAGCUGUGUGGAGCCAGCAGGCAGCUGCUGGGACAAGGCUGUGAUGCUACUGUGUUCAUCUCUGGAAAGACUACAAAUAAAUAUGGAUUUAAAAA